Molecule: messenger RNA, 630 nt
Organism: Lasiosphaeria miniovina
Lineage: Eukaryota; Fungi; Ascomycota; Sordariomycetes; Sordariales; Lasiosphaeriaceae
Product: Prefoldin subunit-domain-containing protein
Exons: 6
Coding region: 1-630 (209 amino acids)
Biological process (GO): tubulin complex assembly; protein folding; microtubule-based process
Cellular component (GO): cytoplasm; prefoldin complex
Molecular function (GO): tubulin binding
Source: RefSeq, a predicted model, not a curated record
AUGGCUAGUAAAGGCAAAGAAUCCGCGACUGGCAAGGAGGUUGCUCCUUCCAACCCCCGAGGCAUCCCGUAUGCACCGUUCGUCGACAAGGUCGAGGACUAUGUGGCGACGCAUGCGGAUGUUGAGCCAACGCUACGAAAUUUCCAGGAAAUGAUUGCGAAAUACCAGUUCAUGGAACAGAAUCUGCAGCGGCGUGUCGCUAGCUUGAAAGACAAGCUGCCCGACAUCCAGAAGACUUUGGACACAGUCCGAUUUUUGGAGCUGAGGAAGAACGAACCCGAGCCCAUAGAGACAACAUUCGAACUCAACGAUACGCUCUACGCAAAGGCAGAGAUACCGCCGACAGAUGAAGUCUACAUAUGGCUCGGGGCCAACGUAAUGUUGUCAUAUCCCAUUAAUGAAGCCGAGGAGCUUCUAAGCUCUAAGCUCCAAGCUGCGACUACAAGUCUAUCAAAUUGCGAAGAAGAUCUUGACUUCCUGAGAGAACAGAUUACAACCAUGGAGGUGGCGAUUGCGAGGGUGUAUAACUGGGAUGUCGUGCAGAAGCGCAAGGAGAAAGACGAAGGGGAAAAGGUGGCGGACACACGGAAAGGUAAAGGUACGGAUGGUACGGAUGCACCACCAGGUUGA